Neofelis nebulosa (Clouded leopard) is the source of this 1117-nucleotide messenger RNA. RefSeq names its product keratin-associated protein 10-8-like. The coding region runs from base 49 to 828 and encodes 259 amino acids. Gene Ontology annotation, cellular component: keratin filament. The transcript has a single exon. The record is from RefSeq and is a predicted model, not a curated record. NCBI's taxonomy places the organism in Eukaryota, Metazoa, Chordata, Mammalia, Carnivora, Felidae.
ACACCCACACCCACACCCACUCCCUCCUGCAGCCCCACCGCCCCCACCAUGGCCGCGUCCACCCUGUCCGUCUGCUCCAGUGACCUGAGCUAUGGCAGCCGCGUCUGCCUGCCCGGGGCCUCGGACUCCUGCCCCGACUCCUCCUGGCAGGUGGACGACUGCCCAGAGAGCUGCUGCGAGCCCCCGUGCUGCGCCCCGGCCCCCCGCCUGACCCUCCUGUGCGGCCCCUCCUCCCCCUGCCAGGGAGACUGCUGCACCCCUGCGUGCUGCAAGCCCGUGUGCUGCACCCCUGCGUGCUGCAAGCCCCUCUGCUGCACCCCUGCGUGCUGCAAGCUCCUCUGCUGCACCCCUGUGUGCUGCAAGCCCGUGUGCUGCACCCCUGUCUGCUGUGAGGACUCCCCCUGCUCAGCCCCCUCCUGCUGCAGACCCUCCUCCUGUGUGUCCCUGCUCUGCCGUCCCGUGUGCAGGCCUGCCUGCUGCACCCCUGUCUGCUGCAAGCCUGUGUGCUGCACCCCUGUGUGCUGCAAGCCCGUCUGCUGCACCCCUGCGUGCUGCAAGCCCCUCUGCUGCACCCCUGUGUGCUGCAAGCCCGUCUGCUGCACCCCUGUGUGCUGCGAGGACUCCCCCUGCUCAGCCCCCUCCUGCUGCCAGCCCAGCCCCUGCUGCAGACCCUCCUCCUGCGUGUCCCUGCUCUGCCGCCCCGCGUGCCCCCGCCCCGCCUGCUGCACCCCUGCCUCCUCCUGCUGCCGCCCGGCCUCCUGCGUGUCCCUGCUCUGCCGCCCUGCCUGCUCCCGCCCUGCCUCGGCCCAGAAGUCCUGCUGCCAGUGAUGUGGCCAGCCGUCACUGUGGGGACCCCCAGCACUCCCACCUACCAGCCUCCCAGCUGCUUUGGGGUCUGUCUCUUAGGCCCCUGUGAAGUAUAGACAGCAGCCCCUCCUCUCAGGCCUGGGUGGGAGGGGGUUCCCACCCAACUCAGGAUGACUCUUCCCACCUUCCUGCCACACUCCUUCCGGGGUCCCAAUGGUCAUGACUUGCGACCACGUCCGAAGCGCAGGCCACAAUGGCCUCCCCUCCUCGGAAGCUGCUUGGGGAAACCUAAUAAACGUGCUUGCAUUAA